AUUACUAAGCAUCCCUCUCUGAGUGCAAGGGUGUGUGUUGGCAGUACAGCCCCAAUCUUGCAAAAUCCUUCUUCCAAUGUUCCUCCCCGCUCUGUAUGAACCCUGUGUUGGGGGGCAGGAGAUGGAAGCCCUUGGCAAGCUCGAUUGAACUACGCUACUAAAUUGCUGAGCUCGUUUUAGUUGAAGUGUGAGAAGGAGGUUUAAGGCAAGUAGACAACAUCCUGUUGUUUGGGUGCUUCUCUCUUUUUUGCACAUCUGGCUGAACUGGGAGUCAGGUGGUUGACUUGUGCCUGGCUGCAGUAGCAGUGGCAUCUCCCUUGUACAGUUCUCCUCCUCGGCCUGCCCAACAGUCCACCAGGCCAUGGACGCAGUGGCUGUGUAUCAUGGCAAAAUCAGCAGGGAAACCGGCGAGAAGCUCCUGCUUGCCACUGGGCUGGAUGGCAGCUAUUUGCUGAGGGACAGCGAGAGCGUGCCAGGAGUGUACUGCCUGUGUGUGCUGUAUCACGGUUACAUUUAUACAUACCGAGUGUCCCAGACAGAAACAGGUUCUUGGAGUGCUGAGACAGCACCUGGGGUACAUAAAAGAUAUUUCCGGAAAAUAAAAAAUCUCAUUUCAGCAUUUCAGAAGCCAGAUCAAGGCAUUGUAAUACCUCUGCAGUAUCCAGUUGAGAAGAAGUCCUCAGCUAGAAGUACACAAGGUACUACAGGGAUAAGAGAAGAUCCUGAUGUCUGCCUGAAAGCCCCAUGAAGAAAAAUAAAACACCUUGUACUUUAUUUUCUAUAAUUUAAAUAUAUGCUAAGUCUUAUAUAUUAUAGAUAAUACAGUUCAGUGAGCUACAAAUGAAUUUCUAAAGCCAUUGUAGUCCUGUAAUGGAAGCAUCUAGCAUGAUGUCAAAGCUGAAAUGGACUUUUGUACAUAGUGAGGAGCUUUGAAAUGAGGAUUGGGAAAAAGUAAUUCCAUAGGUUAUUUUCAGUUAUUAUAUUUACAAAUAGGAAACAAUUUAAAGCAUAAUGAAUACUUUAUAAAUGAUUAAUGUCAAUUCUUGCCAAAUAUAAAUAAAAAUAAUCCUCAGUUUUUGUGAAAAGCUCCGUUUUUAGUGAAAUAUUAUUUGAUAGCUACUAAUUUUAAAAUGUCUUGCUUGAUUGUAUGGUGGGAAGUUGGCUGGUGUCCUUGUCUUUGCCAAGUUCUCCACUAGCUAUGGUGUCAUAGGCUCUUUUGGGAUUUUUGAAGCUGUAUACUGUGUGUUAAAACAAGCACUAGAAAAAGAGUGAAGGAUUUAUGUUUAAAUUCUGAAAGCAACCUUCUUGCCUAGUGUUCUGAUGUUGGACAGUAAAAUCCACAGACCAACCUGGAGUUGAAAAUCUUAUAAUUUUAAGAUAUGCUGUAAACAUGUUUAUCGUAUUUGAUGCUACAGGAUUUGAAAUUGUAUUACAAAUCCAAUGAAAUGAGUUUUUCUUUUCAUUUACCUCUGCCCUAGUUGUUUCUACUACAUGGAAAACCUCAUUUUGAAGGAAACUUCAGCAGCUGCAGCUCAUGAAUAACUGAUUUGUAACCAGCCUCCUUUUAAAGUAACCCUACAAAACCACUGGAAAGUUUAUGAUUAUAUUAAGUUUUUUAAAAAAAUUCCAAGUGAUUGAAACCUACACGAGAGUCAGAAUUUUAUGUGGUAUUUUCUUCUCACAUUUAUAUUUUCAUGAUUUGUGAUUGAUUAUAUGUCACUUUGCUACAGGGUUCACAGAAUUCAUUCACUCAGCAAAUGUAAUAGGACACUGAGGGUAUAGAAGUAAAAACACCUGGUCCCUGCUCUCAGUUCACUGUCUCGUUGGACGAGAAAACAAUAACGAUAAAGGCAGUGAAAGAAAACAAUAAAAGACAAGGAAACAAUAACAAUGAAAGUUGAUAAGUACAUGAUAAAUGAGGUUCCCUGUGUGUGUGUAGGUAGAUCUGGUCUUUAGAGCCAGAUAGAUCUGGUCUUUAGAGGCAGAUAGAUCUGGUCUUUAGAGCCAGAUAGAUCUGGUCUUUAGAGGCAGAUAGAUCUGGUCUUUAGAGCCAGAUAGAUCUGGUCUUUAGAGGCAGAUAGAUCUGGUCUUUAGAGCCAGAUAGAUCUGGUCUUUAGAGGCAGAAUGAGUCAAUGCAAAUACUCUGGUCCAUGGGCCAUAUGAAAAGGCUAAGCUUCACUGUAAAAUAGUAACUUGGAAUUCUGGGUUGUGUAUGAGUGUUGAUGAACUUGGUUUUAAUUAGUGAACUGUUGAGAGACAGAGCUACUCUUCAUGUACUGGCAAGACCUGAUUUCUGAGCAUUUGAUAUGGAUGCUGUGGGAGUGAAAAAGUGGAGUAUGGCCCCAGUAAUGCAUUAUGGGUGGUUUACCAUUUCUUGAGGUAAAAGCAUCACUUUAACUUGUAAAGGAAUUUAAAAAUCCUAUUUUCAUAAUAAGUUGCAUAGGUUUAAUAAUUUUUAAUUAUAUGACUUGAGUUUAAAUUGUAAUAGAUGUAACUAAUUCUAACUCUAUAAUGUGUUCAUUCUGGAAUAAUCCUAAACAUAUGAAUUAUGUUUGCAUGUUCACUUCCAAGAGCCUUUUUUUGAAAAAAAGCUUUUUUUGAAUCAUCAAGUCUUUCACAUUUAAAUAAAGUGUUUGAAAGCUUUAUUUAC
Molecule: messenger RNA, 2650 nt
Organism: Rhinopithecus roxellana (golden snub-nosed monkey)
Lineage: Eukaryota; Metazoa; Chordata; Mammalia; Primates; Cercopithecidae
Gene: SH2D1A
Product: SH2 domain containing 1A
Exons: 4
Coding region: 362-748 (128 amino acids)
Biological process (GO): cell-cell signaling; cellular defense response
Cellular component (GO): cytoplasm
Source: RefSeq, a predicted model, not a curated record